Messenger RNA from Penicillium cinerascens, 825 nucleotides. Its product is annotated as 14-3-3 adaptor artA-like protein. Gene Ontology annotation, biological process: signal transduction. Gene Ontology annotation, cellular component: cytoplasm. The transcript is spliced from 8 exons. Lineage: Eukaryota; Fungi; Ascomycota; Eurotiomycetes; Eurotiales; Aspergillaceae. The record is from RefSeq and is a predicted model, not a curated record. Bases 1 to 825 code for a protein of 274 amino acids.
AUGGGUUCUGAGCGUGAGAACAAGACGUUCCUCGCGAGGCUGUGCGAGCAGGCCGAGCGCUACGAUGAAAUGGUCACAUACAUGAAGGAAGUCGCCAACAUCGGUGGCGAGCUCACCGUUGAUGAGCGUAAUCUGCUUUCCGUUGCGUACAAGAACGUUGUCGGUACCCGCCGUGCCUCGUGGCGUAUCAUCUCCUCCAUCGAGCAGAAGGAGGAGUCCAAGGGCUCUGAUGAGCACGUCGGUAUCAUCCGCGACUACCGCCAGAAGAUUGAGACCGAGCUCGAGAAGGUCUGCCAAGAUGUUCUCGACGUCCUUGACGAGUCCCUGAUUCCCAAGGCCGAGACCGGCGAGUCCAAGGUCUUCUACUACAAGAUGAAGGGAGACUACCACCGCUACCUCGCUGAGUUCGCUUCUGGCAACAAGCGCAAGGUUGCUGCUACUGCUGCCCACGAGGCCUACAAGAACGCCACCGAUGUCGCCCAGACUGAUCUUACCCCCACCCACCCCAUCCGCCUUGGUCUCGCCUUGAACUUCUCCGUCUUCUACUACGAGAUCCUUAACUCACCCGACCGCGCAUGCCACCUCGCCAAGCAGGCCUUCGAUGACGCAAUUGCAGAGCUCGACUCCCUCUCCGAGGAGAGCUACCGCGACAGCACCUUGAUCAUGCAGCUCCUGCGGGACAACCUGACCCUUUGGACCUCUGCGGACGGUAACGAGGGCGAGGGUGCCUCUAAGGAGGAUAAGACCGAGGAUGACGCCGCCGCUGCACCGGCUGAGGAGAAGCAGGAGGAGGCCAAGUCGGCCGAGGCUGAGGCCGAGUCCUAG